Podospora pseudopauciseta is the source of this 2082-nucleotide messenger RNA. RefSeq lists its product as uncharacterized. Gene Ontology annotation, biological process: cytoskeleton-dependent cytokinesis. The transcript is spliced from 2 exons. NCBI's taxonomy places the organism in Eukaryota, Fungi, Ascomycota, Sordariomycetes, Sordariales, Podosporaceae. Gene Ontology annotation, cellular component: dynactin complex. The coding region runs from base 442 to 1074 and encodes 210 amino acids. The record is from RefSeq and is a predicted model, not a curated record.
UGUAUGGUAUCGCGGGAGGUUUUUCCUCGUCGUCGUUGUCGUCGUAUGCGCUGAGGUGAGGUGAGCAAAAGAGGAAGAAGGGGGCCAACAAAAGCCGGGGGCCUGGACAGGAACGGGGUGGUUGUCUCAGAAAGUCGGCCAAUUACAAUCGACACAAAAAAUAAAAUUGGGGCUCCACGUCACGCGAGCCGUCAACCCGCUCGCUAACCAUCAGCCUUACAAUAGCGAUAACGGGGACUAACCACUCAUCACAAGCCACGCCCGUUGCAUUGGUAAAUACCACCAAGUAAAUACAACCGGUAACCACGCCGUCGGUUGCCCCGUCUCUCUCUCCCUUCGCUGGUCAAGAGCCUCCAAUUGGUCAACAUCACGCACUGCACCAGGUGGACAACUGUCAAUUCUACAGAAACAUCACACCUCGGUUCGGCAACCCGCGACGUCAUGGACGACACGCUGGACAAGACAACGCUGUCGACGAUUGAGCUGCUCGAAGCUCGUCUGUUGCGCAUUGAGCACAUUCUCUACGGCCCCACGACAGCUUCAGCCCAACCACCAUCCGAGUCAGCUUCCACGUCUCUGGCUGAGCUCGAACAGCGGUUUUCUCUCCUGCUUCGACACAUGCGUGUUUACGCCGAGAUCCUCAAGAUCUACAAAUACCAGCCCUCUUUCUUCCAACCACCACCGUCCAAUCCCAAUGCUCCUUCAGAAAACACACCACCGGUCGAUCUAUCCCCGGAAGCGGUUCGAGCGACUGUGCUAUCGUAUGCAUCUCAGUUCCCGUCAACAGCGUCAGCCCUGACUGCAGUGACAUCCGACACGCCCAUCCCCGACGCGAAACUGAGUGCCGAGCUGGCCUCCUUACUGCCCAAGAUGAAGGGUAUUCAAGCAACACAGAUGGCGCAGGAGGCUGAGAUCGCUGAGCUGCGGGCAAGGAGCGAACGAGUAGUCAAGGCAUGGUAUGAAGGGGGCGUUUUGAGGUACGGCCGCUUCGUGGCUAAUCACGAGGGGAGAUUGGAAAAGGUGGAAAGAGGUCUGCGGAGGAUCGAGAAGGAACGGGAGGAACCGCCGCUUUGAACUUGACGACAUUAUCAUCAGGACUGGAACGAAACGGCGAUCGAUUUCGGCAUGACUUUGAAGGGAUGGGGAAACACCAUGGCGAUGGGCGCUUGACCCGUUUGGCUAUGUCCAUGGUUUUCUGGCUAAGUGCUAGGGUAUAUUUGGCACAAUGGACAUAAGAAUCGCAGGGGGCUAGUAACACCGCGGCCACAAGGCUGGGGUAUAUGGACAUGGCAGCGGACCUGGAUUGGAUGAAGAGAGGCGCCGAUGAUAUCUCCCAGCAGCUGUAGUCGGAGCAAGAAGCCUACUUUUGGGGAAGAAAGAUGUUGUGACGGGGCCCUGCUGUGUCACCCGACAAGUCUCAGUUCCCCAGCCGGCAUUCGCACUCUCCGUGUUUCAAAACCGCCAUUUCAAGCCGCGAUCACGCAUUUGCCGCGUUACACCUACACCGAAGAUCAAGCAAGAGAGUGGCAUAGCCAGCGCCUAAGAGGUAGACGCUUUUGUAUUUACUUUUUAUACCGUCACGAAUUGGACGUCGGUCCGAGAGAGUUCUCCAGGCAGUUUUGCCGGGGUUGUCUUGUGGGGCACGCGCCGACGUUCUGGAAGGGCCAUGGAUAUGGAAAAGGCGGCCGGGCAGUAUGACCGACUCGCUGACUUGGCCAGCGUGGGGAAGGUCGUGAUAUCGAAAGCCGGUUGGUUACAAUAUCGACGCCGGUUGGCAACCUGGGCCGCAGGCCGGCAACCCUUCCGGGCCCGACCAUGCAAACUCCAUCUGAUGUUCAGCCUGGGCACCAAAAACUUCAGCAAGGGAGGAGCUGGACGCGGUGUUGGGACCCUCCUGGACUCGUUUGUGCUUGCUGUGCGAUUAUGCCAAUUGCAGCAAGCGGAUGGCGGUGUAGGUCGAGACUUGCCAUGCGGGCCACUAGUAAUUAAUCAACGGAAAGAAUUGCCUGAUCAUGACUAUCUAGGAUUUGAUGCUACACUCUGUGCCUGUUGAAAAGCCGGAAUCUCUCAGGAUUUGCUGAU